AUGAAGCUGGUCUGGGUGCCGAUAUGGGACCUGGAUGAGUACGUGGAUGAGUACGUGGUUGCUGGCAGUGGGAAAGGGAGAGGAGAGCAGGCGGAGGAGGGAGAGGAAGAUUCGAAGCAGAAGCCCAACGUAGCGUCUCCUCCAGUCGAGAUACUCAGGCCCCAACACAACAUCUCUCCGGUGAAAAAUGAGUCAUUGUAUGAUUUCCUGACGGACGCCCCCAACUAUCUCACACUCCUCGACACGCCUCCAAGUUCCUCCUCUGAAAACGCUGGGCCUCGCGGAUCACCUUACAAACGCACGCCAACGGCAUCUUCUGCUGCCCAGACCUGCAGCUCUGAACAAACUCCCACCCCCCUGCAUCCCCGUCCCUUUCCACCUGCUCCUGUGCCCAGUCUGCGCCCUCUGCCCCCCCUGCCCUCUGCCUCCAGCCCUGCCCCCACCUACCCUCAGCCACUGAACCCCCCCACCUCUUUCUAUGAUGACUUGGAUGGAGAAGACCGACCAGACACAGAGGAAGGAGAGGAAGCCACGGUCCUUUCAGGUGGUCCCAGGAGGAUCUCCUCAGACUGGGAGUCCCAGAGGGAGAAUGUGCCACUGUACCAGGACUACCAGGCAGAGGCCAUCAAGGAGGCGCUGCGUGUCCAGAAAGUGUGUGAGGGAGGCGGGGUGAAGGCGGGGCUGCGGGGGGAUGUGAGGAAGAGCUGGGCCCUGGGGUCCGACGGCCUGGCUGAGCCCAGGAAGGGCCCAGGGGAUGUCACUCUAUGGCGGGACCUGCCCGUGGUCCGACACAGCGGCCUGCUGGAGAGUCUACCCUACCAGGAGCUGCAGAGGCAGGAGAGCAUGUUUGAGGUGCUCACCUCAGAGGCGUCCUACCUGCGCUCCCUCAGAGUGCUCAUGGAUCAUUUCCUGAUGUCUCGCGACCUGGAGGAGACGCUUGUCGUCCACGACAAGAGGAUCCUCUUCUCCAACGUCCUGGACGUGUGCGAGGUCAGCGAGAGGUUCUUGAAUGAUCUGCUGGAGAGAGUGGAUGAAGGCAUCAGGAUAAGUGAUGUGUGUGACAUCAUCUACAAACACGCCGAGCACAACUUUAACGUCUACAUUGAUUACAUCCGUGACCAAGACUAUCAGGAGAAGGCCUACAGCUCCCUUAUAGAGAGCAACAAGGCGUUUGCUGUGGUGAUGGCGAGGCUAGAGGCGUCUCCUCUGUGUCGCCGGCUGCCUUUCCCCUCCUUCCUCCUGCUGCCUCUACAGAGGAUCACCCGCAUCAAGAUCCUGGUCCAGAACAUCCUGAAGAGGACUCAGGAGGGCAGCAGAGAGGAACACAGCGCCACGCUGGCUCUGACCACCGUCUCCGAGCUCAUCAAGAAAUCCAACAAGCUGGUGGGUCAAAUGAAGCAGAUGGAGGAGCUCAUUCAGAUCACCAACCAGCUGGAGUUUCACGGGCUCAAGGCCCUCCCCCUCAUCUCCACGACCCGCUGGCUGGAGAAACGAGGAGAGCUGCAGGAGCUGACCAAGAGUGCGUCCCUCUUCAGCUUCGGACUCAAGCUCACCCCCUUGUACCUCUUCCUCUUCAACGAUCUUCUCCUCGUAACGCAGAAGAAGAGCCCAGAGCGCUACGUAGUGAUAGACCACGCCCAUCGCGCCUUGGUGCAGGUGAAGGCAGUGGACACAGGUGACCUGGGGUCCCGGUACGAGCAUUCCUUCUCUCUGCUGCUGCUGGAGAAUCACCGAGGUCAGGCCAGCGAACGCCUACUGAAGGCUCCCUCAGGGUCAGACCUGCACAGGUGGAUUGGAGCAUUCCCCUCCAUGAGUGAACCCAGCAGAGAGGAGGUGGUGUACGAGGACUGGGACUGUCCACAGGUUCAGUGUGUGGAAGUAUACAGAGCCCAGCAACGUGAUGAACUGUCCCUGGAGCCAACAGACAUCAUCAAUGUGUUGCGGAAGACCCAUGAAGGUUGGUACGAGGGACUCCGUCUCCUGGACAACGAGAAAGGCUGGUUUCCUUCCAGCGUUGUCGUGGAGAUAACAAACGAACAUGUGAGGAGACGGAAUCUUAGGGAACAGUUCCGGAUCACUCAGGCAACGGCUGCCAUUGGAACAGAAAGCUGAGGCACAUACUGGACCUCACUGAGGCACAUACUGGACCUCACUGUCAGCUAUCAACAGACUCCUCUCACAGCACAGUUUCCAAAUCACUAGGAACUGUUGUUAUAUAUUCACAUGUAUCCAACAUGAUCAUCCAACCUCAAUUACAUUUUAUUUUUCUCACUAGCCUAUGUUCAAAGUAAACAGCUACAUGUAGCCAUUUCUUUUUUUUUUAUCCAUCCAUAAAUUGUAAAUAAAUAAAUCAUUAAU
Osmerus eperlanus (European smelt) is the source of this 2358-nucleotide messenger RNA. It is a transcript of the gene arhgef15a, whose product is annotated as Rho guanine nucleotide exchange factor (GEF) 15. The transcript is spliced from 14 exons. The coding region runs from base 1 to 2112 and encodes 703 amino acids. Gene Ontology annotation, molecular function: protein binding; guanyl-nucleotide exchange factor activity. The record is from RefSeq and is a predicted model, not a curated record. Lineage: Eukaryota; Metazoa; Chordata; Actinopteri; Osmeriformes; Osmeridae. Gene Ontology annotation, biological process: activation of GTPase activity.